This is a messenger RNA of Calidris pugnax (ruff), 655 nucleotides long. RefSeq names its product succinate dehydrogenase complex assembly factor 2 (gene SDHAF2). Gene Ontology annotation, biological process: protein-FAD linkage; tricarboxylic acid cycle; mitochondrial electron transport, succinate to ubiquinone. NCBI's taxonomy places the organism in Eukaryota, Metazoa, Chordata, Aves, Charadriiformes, Scolopacidae. The record is from RefSeq and is a predicted model, not a curated record. Gene Ontology annotation, cellular component: mitochondrion. The coding region runs from base 1 to 498 and encodes 165 amino acids. The transcript has 3 exons.
AUGUCCCCUGUGCUGUCCGUGUCCCUUUCCCAGCUCUGCUCCCUGCCCGGCCGGGCUCUGUGCCAGCGUGUUUUGGGGCCAGCGUGCCUCCGGCGUGGCUACCGUGGCGACUCCCCGACGGAUUCGGGCAAGGAUUUGCUGGAGAUCCCUUUGCCCCCCUGGCAGGAGCGUCCUGACGAGCCGCUGGAGACCAAGAGAGCCCGGCUGCUCUACGAGAGCAGGAAAAGGGGGAUGCUGGAGAACUGCAUCCUGCUCAGCCUCUUUGCCAAGGAGAACCUCCACCGCAUGAGCGAGCACCAGCUGAACCUCUACGACCGCCUCAUCAACGAGCCCAGCAACGACUGGGACAUCUAUUACUGGGCCACAGAAGCCAAGCCCACGCCGGCCGAGUUCGAGCACGACGUGAUGGCCAUGCUGAGGGAGUUCGCCAAGAACAAGAAGAAGGAGCAGAGGCUGCGCCAGCCGGACCUGGAGUACCUUUUUGAGCCACCCCCCUGAUUGAGGGGGGCCACCUUUUCCCUCCCCAUCCCCUGGAGGGGGCACGGGGCCCUGUAAAAACACUGCUGCUGCCUCCCUGUGCCUCUCCUCUUCCUCCUCCUCCAGCAGUGGCUUCCUCAGACUCUUGGGGGCAAGAGGAAUAAAGAGGUGGCUACAA